AUGUCGGCUCGCGUGCGGGUGGCCUCGGGCGUGGCGGCGCUGGCCAACUGCCUGACAGCUGGAGCACCGUUCACGUUCCCGCUGUGGGCGCCGACGCUCGAGCGGACGCUGCACUUGUCGUCUUCGCAGCUCAACAUCGUCGCCUCGGCCGCCAUCCUCGGAGAGUACGCCAGCGCCGCAGGAUUCGGCGCACUGGCGGACCGACGAGGACCAGGAGCGGUCUCGUUCGCUGCGGCGGUCCUGUUUGGCGUCGGCUUUGGAGGACUUGCAUGGAGGUACCAGCGCGGCGCGGACUGGAACGGAGCGGGAGGACAGCCGUGGGAGUACGAGUGGGCGGCGCUCUCGCUCGCAUGGUUCAUCUGCGGCUGCGCCACGGCGGCGAGCUACUUUGGCGCCAUCACGUCGCUCACCAAGUCGGCGCCGUCGAGCCACUCGGGCCUCGCGAUUGGCGUUCCUUGCGCCGUCUUCGGCCUCUCGCCCCUCUUCCUUUCAGCCAUCGCCUCGUUUUUCACGACGCACACCGCAACAGGCGAGACGCUCGAUGUUGCCAAAUACCUCAGCUUCCUCGGCGCGCUACUGCUCGCGGUCAACUUCAUCGGCGGCUCUCUCAUCAAGGAGUUGCCGUGGGAGGACAACCUCGACAAGGUGAUUGUCGACGCCAUCGAGCCUUUCGACGACGAGGCGCGUGUCGACGAGCCAGACUCGGGCUUUGCGACGUCUCCGCCCCGCUCCAUCACCGACGAGGCGAAUGAGCGCACUUCGCUCCUCGGCAAGCCCGCUCCCGCCCUCGAAGCGUCGAGUGGCAGCCAGCCCUUCACCGCCGUUCUCGCUUCGCCAUGCUUUUGGCUGCUCGGAGGCGUCGUCUUCCUGUCAACCGGGCCAGCAGAAAUGUACAUGGCGUCGGUCGGCCAGAUCCUCGACACCCUCGUCUCGAACAGCGUCGCGGCAGGCGCAACGACGCAGAGCGCACUCACGCUCGCCAAGCGCCACAUCGCACUCCUCUCGGUCACCAAUACAGCCUGGCGCCUCAUCGUCGGCGCAGCUUCCGACUACCUCGCUGCGCCCUCCGACAAGCAGGCGCCGGUCUCCGUCUGGCGACGCCACGUCCGCCUCAUACUUGUCGGCGCAGCCUGCGCGCUCCUUGCAGCGACGUACGGCUGGGGCGGAACCGGCCUCUCGACCCCGAGCGGUCUCUGGAUCAUCACCCUUCUGACGGCCUGCUCUUACGGCACCGUCUUCACCCUCACACCGACCCUGAUCCGCUCGCGCUGGGCUGUCGUCGACUUUGGCCGCAACUGGGGCGCGGCGACGCUCUUCUCGGCCGCAGGAGCGCUCCUCUUCACUCCGCUCUCUGGCGUCCUCCGCGACUUGGCGUCUCGCAAGGACGGCGACGGACCGCGUUGCGUCGGCCCGCGGUGCUACAGGCCCAUCUUUGCGCUGUCAGCGGUGAGUGCGCUCCUGGCGACUGCGCUUGUGGCGGUCCUCGCGAGGAGGUGGAAGAAGAGGUUGUAA
Molecule: messenger RNA, 1512 nt
Organism: Rhodotorula toruloides NP11
Lineage: Eukaryota; Fungi; Basidiomycota; Microbotryomycetes; Sporidiobolales; Sporidiobolaceae
Product: MFS monocarboxylic acid transporter
Exons: 2
Coding region: 1-1512 (503 amino acids)
Biological process (GO): transmembrane transport
Cellular component (GO): membrane
Molecular function (GO): transmembrane transporter activity
Source: RefSeq, a predicted model, not a curated record